Molecule: messenger RNA, 5846 nt
Organism: Hemibagrus wyckioides
Lineage: Eukaryota; Metazoa; Chordata; Actinopteri; Siluriformes; Bagridae
Gene: chrna11
Product: cholinergic receptor, nicotinic, alpha 11
Exons: 10
Coding region: 23-1756 (577 amino acids)
Biological process (GO): chemical synaptic transmission; nervous system process; signal transduction
Cellular component (GO): neuron projection; synapse; postsynaptic membrane
Molecular function (GO): acetylcholine-gated monoatomic cation-selective channel activity; transmembrane signaling receptor activity
Source: RefSeq, a predicted model, not a curated record
GUCUCUGCGUUUCACACUUGGAAUGUGGCACUCUUUGGUUUUGACUUUGUUUGGAAUCUCCACUUUGGUCCAGGUGUCUGUUCAGGGCCCUUACCAGAGGACUCUGUUAAAAAACUUGCUGAAAGACUACAACCGUAUGGAGCGACCAGUAGCCAAUGACUCACAGCCCCUCACAGUCGUCCUUACUCUCAGCUUGGUGCAGAUCAUGGAUGUGGAUGAGAAAAAUCAGGUUCUCACCACCAAUAUUUGGCUUAACAUGCAUUGGUAUGAUUAUUAUCUGCAGUGGAACCAAUCAGAAUAUCCAGGAGUGAAAAAUCUUCGAUUCACCACUGAUCAAAUUUGGACCCCAGACAUCUUGCUUUACAACAGUGCUGAUGAUGACUUUGACUCAACCUUUAAGACCAACGUGUUGGUGAAUUCCAGCGGCUACUGCACCUAUCUGCCUCCAGGUAUCUUCAUGAGCACCUGUAAUGUGGAUGUUCGCUGGUUUCCUUUCGACAUUCAGAAGUGUGAAAUGAAAUUUGGCUCCUGGACAUUUGACGGCUGGCUGCUGGACCUCCAGAUGACCGAAGCUGAUAUUUCUGGUUACAUGCCUAAUGGAGAAUGGGACCUAGUGGGUGUGCCUGGCACAAGGAAUGAGGUUUUCUAUGACUGCUGUAAGGAGCCGUACCCAGAUGUGACCUUCGUGAUAACCAUCCGCAGGCGAACGCUCUACUACGCCCUGAACCUCCUCAUACCUUGCGUACUGCUCUCCUCCAUGACCCUCCUGAUCUUUGUGCUGCCUGCCGACUCUGGAGAGAAGAUCUCACUGGGUAUUACAGUUCUGCUAUCACUAACAGUCUUCAUGCUACUGGUGGCAGAAAUUAUGCCUGCCACGUCUGACUCCAUUCCACUCAUAGGGCAAUACUUUGCUAGUAUAAUGAUCAUCGUUGGUAUGUCAGUCAUAGCGACUGUGGUUGUUCUACAAUAUCAUCAUCACGAUCCGAAUGGGGGAAACAUGCCUAAAUGGGUCCAGCUGGUUCUGCUCCAGUGGGUUGCCUGGUUUUUGCGUAUGAAGCGCCCGGGUGAGUGUGAAGACCCUGAGCGUCCUCCAUGUGCUCCCCAUCUUCGCCGUUGCUCUUCAGGCUCCCAUACCGGCAGCCUUCCCAACACGGUUGACCACCACCAACACCACCAUUUGCCUGCCACUCUACACCCACUCCACCCCCAGAGCCUCUUGCAAGCAGCAGGCCAUGCCAACCACCUGCCCCCACAGGGUAACAGUGCUAACAACAAUGGCAACCUGCUCUACACUGGUUUCCCAAGCCUGGAUGAAGCCUCGCCGCCUCCACUGUUGCCCGACCCGGCCCCAAGGAACAGCAUAUCAGGUGGUGUCACUCGACCAGGGUCUUCCAGCCCGCCACCCCACUUGCCCUCACAUUACAGCAGUCCACCUCCGCCACCAACGCCAAACUUGGAUGCCCCUGGAUGUCCCAGUACAGUCUCGGGUGGUGCUGGUGGUUGUUCAUGUUCAGCAGCCAGUGGCAGUGGAGGAGACCCACAGCUCCAGGCUAUCCUGGACGAGGUUCGUUAUAUUGCUGAGCGUUUCAGAGCCCAGGAUGAAAGCGACAGUGUAACAGAGCAGUGGAAGUUUGCAGGGGCAGUUAUCGACCGUCUCUGCCUUGUGGCCUUCAGUGUCUUUAACAUCAUCUGCACCAUCUCCAUCCUCAUGUCAGCUCCCAACUUUGUUGAAGCUGUUUCCAAGGAUUUCAUUUGAAGAGACACAAAUGAAUGCACAAUGUUUAGAAGCAGGAAGUCUGUCUGUAACCAGGAAAUAUCUCAGAAUGUUCAUGAAAAACCUUCAAGUUGUGGGAAACAUAAAGUCUAUUAAACCAUAGGACUCUAUAAUUUUAAAUACUAGAUGGUCAUAUGGACAGAAAUUGGACUCUUUUUGGCAAUAGAACCCAGCCUAACAUUAACCUCAACGACGGGAGAAAAUGGGAAAGUAAAAUCUCAUUCAAAAAGGAUGUAAUGGUCUUGUCAUGAUAGGAGAGUACAAGAUCACUAUGAAUUCUCAAAAUAUAUUUUGAGAAUGUGCAUGUUCAGGUGUGUUGCACUGAAUGAAAAACAUUAGAGCUGGUAAGAGUGAGCAACAAAAGCGAGGGUGGAGGAGAGGCUCAGGAUGUCUGUGGAGAUGUGCAGGUGGUAGUGACUAAAAACAGAAAAUGUUUAAUGGAGAAGAAAAGAAAGUGAGGUUAAGUGAGAUGCUUUCUUAGCUUCUGCAGCAAAAUACAAUCGAGCAAUGGGUAAGAGAUGAAUACAGAUGUUAGGAGAGAAUGGUAGACAGAGUGCUUGCGAUCAAGAUACUGAUGGAUGGAGAUAAAACCGGAGUUAACUCUCACUGAGAGAAGAGCAGAAGGAUGGGAGAACAAAGACAAAGAAAGAGAGCUAGAAUCAAAGAAGGAGGAAUGAGAAGAUGGAGAAAGGGGAUUGGUUAUUGAUUGUUAUUGUUUAUCGGCAUAAUGAAUGAUAUGAGGCGAAGAGCGUAGGAACAGUGUGAUGGUAGAGAGAGAGAAAGAGAGAGAGAGAGAGAGAGAGAGAGAGAGAAACACGUUCCUGGCAAAGCUGGAAUCCCAUUGUGGGAGAGACGUAAAAUAGAGCAUCUCACAUCUUAAAACACAGCACACAGAUGCUACUUCAUUCAGAGGAAAUAAAAUAACAGACUAGACUUACAUAAUGCAAAGAGGAGAGAUUGAUAGCACCGAGACAAAGAGAUAGAAGACUAGAAUGAUGUCCUUGAGACACACUGAGAAAUGGCACACAGGCACUAACGACACUUUUACAAUCUUCCACACAUUUUAUUUCUCGUACUCACAAUGGUCCAAAGGGGAAAUAAAGACAAAAAACAUCACGGAAUAUUCAAGUCCACACUGGAAAUUAAUAGGAAUUAUUAAAAGUGAAAUGAAUACAGUUGAAUUUCAUAAGAAUGAAAUAGAAGUGAAGCUACAAACGCUAACCCCACACAUUACCCUCUUAGGAACAAUUCAUGGAGUUUGACUUUCUAAAUAAGAAACCAUGAGACCGUUGUUUAUUCAGUAACUGCAGAGUGACUGAUGCUGGAUCACACGCAGUCUCCGACACGCACUGUAGCUUUUACAGGGCUGAAAGCAGUGUGUAUUAAUCAGGAUGGAUUUACUCAAACGCUUAAUGCAGCAAACCAGGAGAAGGAAUCAAACUUUACUGGUUGUUAUAUUUUACACAUUCUAAUAUUCAGUGGCACAUAUUCAUCAGUUUUUGUGACAAAAUAAGGGUAGAACAAUUUGAGAAAUUUUAACAACCAGCAUUUUUUGAUUCAUGAUCAUGAUUAAUUAAUCACAUAUCUAUAUAAACUGUAAAUGUACAUAUAUACACUACCGCUCAAAAGUUUGGGAUCACUCAAAAAUGUUAAUGUUUUCCAAGGAAACACACAUGAAAUUAGUCUGAAUAGAAAAUCUAGCAGAAGAACAGGACAUGCUGACAGGUCAGAGUUAGAAAUAAUGAUUUUGAUGGAAAUGAUGAAUGUUUUCUUCAAACUUUGCCUUCAUCAAAAAUAAACCACCUUUUGCAGCAGUUACAGCCUGGACAUUCUAGCGGUCAAUCUUUCAGGAUAAUCUGAUGAGAUUUCACCCCAUGCUUCCUGGAGCAUCUCCCACAAGAUGGAUUGGCUGAUGGAGUCUUCCUCCAGAGCUGAAAUCAAGCUGAAAUAUGCAACUGAUCCCAAACUUUUCGGCAGUAGUACAACAACAGCAACAACAAUAAUCAUAAUAAACAAAAAAUACACGUUUCUGGCUAAUAAACUCACAUGGUGCUGAUUUAGAGUUUGGAAAAAUAUCUAGUGAUAUGUUUUGGGAAAAAUGUUAUAGAGCCAAGCACAUCAGGAAUAUUCUAUUUAGAUAAUGUUGGAUGUUAUAGCAGGAUUUGAAUAUGAUAGAAUAAUAAAUCAUUCACUUGAGAUAUCUCCUUUUCUGCAUACAGUAAUGCAUUUCCUUUUAUUUCCUUAGAAACACUAAACUCCACCUUAUUCUGACACAUUUUUUUCUUUACCCAUAACUUUUUAACAGACUUUCAUUUCAAAGUAUUUGCAUGAAUAAGACAUUGAGUAUUUUGUACAACAUUCUCAAAUCUGCUCCUGUUUCUGCACAGCUCUGAUGGAUGAAGGCCACUGAGACUCAUUCGGCCAUCAUGUAUCACAGAAGCUCCUGUUGUUUUAGACUUGUUUUUUUCCUUUAAACUCAAAUCCAGUCAGAAAAAAACGAGCAAAGUGUUCACUCACCCAAAACUUCUAAGCGAUUAGGAAAUAGAGCUAGGAAGGCAGCGCAGUUUCCUUUAUUACAGUGAGCACAACUGAUAUCGUCAUGCUGUCCGAGUCGUCCGAACAGAUCGGCUGUAGAUGGUCGAUAAGUAUUUAAAGGCCAAGUUGGUUUCUACAUCCUGUAGUAAGGACUGAGUGUCUUAUUAUGUGUCUAGAUUAGAAAAUCUACAAUCUAUUGAGCUUCACAACACUGAAACGGCAAAUAGGUGGUUUCUAAGGAGCAGGCUGUGGAGGCAAUCAGGCUGGAGUCUUAGUGACUACAACUGGAUAGCCUGUGUUGUAUGUCUGUGCCACUCAAUAACAUCAGUAAACCUUAAUGAUAAAAAUGACAAAAAUUUAGUUUGUCCACUAACUUCCAGAGAACUGUGACUAGACUGAUUUCUGCUCUGAAACCUGCACCCAGAAACCAGACGCUUUACAGAAUGACAGUUAAUGUUAGCUAGGGAGCCAAAUGUUUUGGCAUGGAGAAGUACCAGAACCACAUCAUAUAUAACAAUGAAACAAAACUGUGCAGUUGGAAUUACUUACAUAAGCAAACAAAAUCAUUUAUGGUAAGAAAAAACUGAGCAUGGCAGAGAGAGCCAAGAAAUAGACUCUAUUAAUUGCUUAGCCAUGCAGGUCAAUCAAACAGCUGAUUCAGCAGAAGUGCAACAGCAGCCAUGGUUUGGAAGAGAGUGAAUAUUUCCCAACAGCACAGACUCAGAUGGUGUCCAGUCUCCAGAGAAGGAGAUGUCCAGAAACGUUCAGGACCAUGUUUGUGCUCUUUGUGAAUAUACUGUUUAGUAUUGUGGAGUGUGUGAAUGUGUAUAUAAUUGAUAUUCAUUCAUUCAUUUAUUCUCUCUCUCUCUCUCUCUCUCUCACACACACACACACACACACACACACACAUAUGAAAGAGAAACAUCAUUGUUCUGGCUUGAUUCUGUGCUCACACUUGUGUGUCCCCUGUUGCCAGGAGUCCCAGUCAGCAGCAGCAUUCUCCAGGUUCUCAGGCUUAAUGUGGAACAGCCUUAACUUGAUCUUUAAAUCUCUUUUUUUGUCCUCCUAAGCAUUAGCCAUGGUGUAGCUGUCUGUACAGCACUCCACAGGGCAGACAGUGUGUUAAAGCGUCUUACUAGCAUAUGCCCCAUAUGCCAGCUGGAUGAUCAUGAUUUCAAUACUGUUACAGUCUCCACAAUUAUCUCAGUAGAAGAUUAUACCAAGUGACUCCCAAAAUGCAGUGAAGUUCUGGCACUGAAAACGGGGCUGAUGUUUCUUUGAGCCAGUGUUCAAUUUUGAAGUCAGUGCUGCAGAUCUCACUUAGGAUGCUGCUCAGAUACUGGAAUGAUGGAACAUCUUUGAGUAUAUUAUGAUUGAUGCUGAAGGCAGGCAUGUUGGUUGGGGUUUUCUCCAGACUUGAGAAGCACAUUCCACACAAGCUCUGAUCUGACAGUGUCAAAGGCCUUGAAGAGGUUGUCAAAGGCUAGAAACAGAUUUUGAUGUUCUCAGCACUUUUGUUGACACACACACACACAGC